CGCCGCGGCAGCGUGUCGCGCGACUAAAACGCCACGCCCGCCUUCGAGCAAGGCCUCUGGUCUGCGAGCAGCUCGGCGAUGUGGCGUCGUCUCAAAUAGUACGGCGGUCUACAAGCCUGCUUGUUUAAUCGGGGUGGAGGCAACAUUUUUUAUGCCGGUUAUUGAAUGAGUGCACAAAAAUGUCACGCCUUUUUCGCACAGUAAAUUUGAAUCGCGACCGAUGGGGAUCGGACUCCGAGAACUCCGAGGCUGGGACGGACCGGUCUUCGCUCUCGAGGGAUUCCGCUCGAGUUUUAAGUCAAGCGUCAGCAUCGUCGAAAUUAGCAAAUAUAGCUUGCAGCGAAGGUGAGAAUGCAAGUCGCAGACGAUAUCCACUCAUCAAUGGCUGUCGAAGUGUCAAUAUCUUCGAACGUUUGGAUCGUAUAGAAGAAGGAUCUUACGGCAUUGUCUACCGGGCGCGUGACUUGGACACGCGCGAAGUCGUGGCCUUGAAAAGGGUCAAGCUAAGUCAAGAAGCUUGCUUGGAUGGAUUCCCCAUCACAGCACUACGUGAAACUAAUGUGCUCCUCGCGCUGCAGCACGAGAAUAUCGUGCGUGUGCAGGAGAUGGUUGUUGGCCUCGAGCAUGACAAGGUGUUCAUGGUCAUGGAGCACUUUGACCAUGACUUGAAAUCGUGUGUCGAUUGUCAUGAUGGGCCUUUUUCCCAAGCUGAGGUGAAGUGUUUUGCAAUGCAGCUCCUCGCUGGCAUCCGACAUAUGCAUCAA
Messenger RNA from Aureococcus anophagefferens, 764 nucleotides. RefSeq lists its product as hypothetical. The transcript is spliced from 5 exons. NCBI's taxonomy places the organism in Eukaryota, Pelagophyceae, Pelagomonadales, Pelagomonadaceae. Gene Ontology annotation, biological process: regulation of mitotic cell cycle; protein phosphorylation. The annotation marks the transcript as partial. Gene Ontology annotation, cellular component: nucleus. Gene Ontology annotation, molecular function: cyclin-dependent protein serine/threonine kinase activity; ATP binding. The record is from RefSeq and is a predicted model, not a curated record.